AUGGAUUCGGAAACGUCAGAUCCACAAGCGUCGCACGCAACUGCCCGUCAAUUCACUCUCUUCCCGACGCUUCCGGCAGAGCUCCGCAUCAAAAUCUGGAGGCACUCAUUCUGUGCUCGUGUUCUAGAAUUGCACUUCCCGCGCUUCAGUUCCCACUACGCCAGAGACAAGUACGAGAUUCAUCACUGGCAGUCCAACUCCGCAAACCCGGUCGGCCUGUCCGUCUGUGUCGAAUCUAGGAUGGAGGCCCUCUCCUACUAUUUCGUCGCCCUCCCUCUGCACAACAGCUACCGCUUUCUCUACUUGAAUCCCGCCGUUGACACGGUCGUGAUUCUUGGGGAUGCCGAGUAUCAGCGGAUGACCGCCCUGCUCGCUACGGUGCAGGCCCAAGAUCCCACGGGCCGGGGCAUGCAACGAAUCGGCCUGAGUGUCAUGUGCUGGGCCCACGAGUUUGCUGGUGCCAUGCUGCGCUGGUGGUCCAAGACGCUGUUCAGCCAAGUGGAAGAGUUUGUGCUGCUCAUGUACACUGAACGACUGCCACCGUCCGACUUUCGCGGUGGCGAGUGCGUCCUGGAGGAUUGUCAAGGCAUGGAACGAUACUUGCGCUUCGUCAUGGGAAGGGGACGCGAGCCGAAAGAUGGUGAGGACUGGAUGGUGUUCGGCAGGGCUGAAAUGCGCAUUAUGAAUUUGGGAUUCGUCCCAGGUCCCGGUUCAAAACCUUCGAUUUCAGGAUAG
Messenger RNA from Pseudomassariella vexata, 735 nucleotides. RefSeq lists its product as uncharacterized. The record is from RefSeq and is a predicted model, not a curated record. The transcript has a single exon. NCBI's taxonomy places the organism in Eukaryota, Fungi, Ascomycota, Sordariomycetes, Amphisphaeriales, Pseudomassariaceae. The coding region runs from base 1 to 735 and encodes 244 amino acids.